AUGAUCUCCAGAACUCUUGCGUGGACGCCCCGAAUAUUUGUGUCCGCGGCACGAUUCCGUGUGGGUCUCAAUUUGCCUACUAAUUGUCGUUACUUGUCCUCAAAACCUCCUAUUUUCACCCUCGAUUUGGACCUCAAUGACCUCAACCUAGAAUCAAACCAGUCCGAGCCUUCUCCACCCCAAGAAAAAGCGAAGAAGGACGAUUUGAGCGAUAUUCUAGCCGAUAUUGUGUUUGAGCCAGAGGGAUCGGAAAGCUCAGAACUUGAUCGUAUCUUUGCAGAUUUGGCCAAAGGCUCAGGUACCGAAAAUGAUAACCACUAUACAAAUGUCACAUUGGACCAGACCGACGAAGACGUUUUUGAGCAGGAAUCGAAACAGUCCGAGAUUAUCGGCGAGGAAAAGAGACUAUUCGAGGACAUUUUCGACACUUACGCUCGCAAUGACAGGGAAACUCCAUCAUCUAGCAAAUUAGAAGAAGAGGUGCUUUGGAACCUUCAACAAUCGUUUGCAAAGCCUAGCCGAAAGGCAGAAAACAUGCCGUAUUUUCAUCAAAAGUUAUCUGCACUGGUGAUCAGAAAGUGUUUGGAGAGCGCCAAAACAGCCAUGCAUCCCACACUUGAUUAUUUGGCUAGUUUAAAUAAACAACUGGAGUUAGUUGAGUUUCUUUCCGAAACCUUGGCCCGAUACGAUGCCAAGGACUACAACGAGGAUUCAUUCUACAUGCAUAAGCUCAAUAAUGAGCUGACAGAGGCAUUCGAGGCACGCACAAAUGAGGUGUUCGAGACAGCCAACCAAAGGAGCAUCGCAAGCCCUGUGGAACCAUACCUCAAUGAGUAUACGUUGCCUGUGAUGUUCAACCACAUCCUCCGGUUGUUGAGUACCAAGUUUUACAAUGGUCAAUUGGCGCUUUCGCUUUUCAAUUCCAUGAAAAAGGAUAUCAACUUAUACACAAUUAUGUGCAACCAGGAGACAUACAAUGAAAUGCUCAAGGUGUACUGGAUCUAUAUGGGCAAAUCCAGCUUGUGUGAGAUCGAGCUACUUAUGGUGGAGAUGACCACAAAUGGAUUUAAGGGCGACUUGACAACCUUCAUAAUCCUCAAAGAAAUCAUGGGAGAAUACCACACCAUGCGAAUGGGCAAGACACUUUACAAUCCAGGUGGGGCACCAAUCUGGUCGCUUGAAGAUGAAAAAAGAGCCACUAAAAUGGGGGAAAAGCUUCGAGAAUUGGGCAGGUACUUGAGAAAGAGCCAUCAUUAA
This is a messenger RNA of Sungouiella intermedia, 1257 nucleotides long. The record is from the annotation of a GenBank genome assembly. Lineage: Eukaryota; Fungi; Ascomycota; Pichiomycetes; Serinales; Metschnikowiaceae.